GGGACAGGGGACAGUGUCACACAGCCCAACGGGCUCUGAUCAUCUCGGUGUUUCUGGGGCGGUGGCAGGAUAUGUUAUAUUUGAUGACUGGGAUAAUAUUAUUGGCCAGAGAGACUGCAUGUGGUGCUCUCUUAACCUACAACUACAUACAGCUGGAGAGAGCAUGCUGGGAAUCUGUAUGGGGGACAUUACUAAAGAUACACAGAGGUUUGACUGCCAGUGGCUGCCUCCCCCAGAGCUGUGUCCAUACAAGUGCCGUAUUGGAGAGGAGCCGACACUGGGAAAUGAAAAAUAGGAUUGUGUACCCACCGCAGCUCCCUGAUGAGCCUCGCCGACCCGCAGAGGUCUACCAUUGCCGGAAGCAGAUCAAAUACAGCAAGGAUAAGAUGUGGUAUCUUGCCAAACUGAUACGAGGAAUGUCUGUAGACCAAGCUAUCGCGCAGCUGGAGUUUAAUGACAAGAAAGGGGCCAAGAUUAUGAAGGAGGUUCUUUUAGAAGCUCAAGAUUUAGCCGUACGGAAUCACAAUGUGGAAUUUAAAUCCAACCUAUAUGUCGCGGAAUCCUUUUCCAACAAAGGCAAGUACCUAAAGCGGAUCCGUUAUCAUGGACGUGGCAUGUUUGGAAUAAUGGAUAAGGUCUAUUGCCACUAUUUUGUCAAGCUGGUCGAAGGCCCGCCGUCUCCUAAAGAAGAGCCAAUGACAGGCUUCCAGCAGGCCAAGGAAUAUGUCCAACAGCUUCGGAGCCGCACCAUAACCCAUGGCUUGUGAGAUCCCAGAGCUAUAUAUGGUGGGGCAGCUGUAGCCUUGUGAUAUGGCAUUUUCCUGUUCAGAACUAAUAAACCACUUUGAUAUAUAAAUA
This is a messenger RNA of Xenopus tropicalis (tropical clawed frog), 858 nucleotides long. RefSeq names its product mitochondrial ribosomal protein L22 (gene mrpl22). Gene Ontology annotation, biological process: translation. Bases 72 to 767 code for a protein of 231 amino acids. NCBI's taxonomy places the organism in Eukaryota, Metazoa, Chordata, Amphibia, Anura, Pipidae. The record is from RefSeq and is a predicted model, not a curated record. Gene Ontology annotation, cellular component: ribosome; mitochondrion; large ribosomal subunit. Gene Ontology annotation, molecular function: structural constituent of ribosome. The transcript has 7 exons.